CCAAAUUUGGCCAUCAUGUUGGUGUGGAAAACUGGAAAUUCCUUACUGGCUUUGUCCUCCCAUUUUGCAUUCUUCCAACCGCUUUGCCGACAUGUCCGCGCCCCCUGAUCAACAAUACGACGAACUUUACAAAGUGGUGCUUGUGGGGGACCCAGGCGUCGGCAAGACCAACCUCCUCGCGUACUUCACUGCGUCGGAAGAUGAAAUGGCCAUCGACUCGUCGACCAACGCGUCCAAGAUCUUCAGUAAUGUGCGGAAGCCGACGAUCGGCGUGGAGUUUGGCACCAAGAUUAUCACCCAUCCCAAUGGGAAGCGCAUCAAGGCACAAAUCUGGGACACGGCCGGACAGGAACGCUACCGCGCCAUCACGAGCUCGCAUUAUCGUCGGGCGGCGGGGGCGUUGAUUGUGUACGAUGUGACCAGCCGCACGAGCUUUGACAAUGCGCAAGGCCAUUGGCUCAAGGAACUGCGCAAUUCGGCCGACACGAACAGCACCCUCUUGUCGUGCUUGAUGCUCGUGGGCAACAAAGUCGACUUGGACCCGGCCGAGGUGACUUCAGACGACCACGAGUCCGCCGUGUUGGCUGCCGAUGGCAUCCUGGACAUCCGUGCCUCGGCCAAGACUGGCCAAAACGUCGUCGAAGCGUUCGAGAAGCUCGUGAUUGGUAACAUUUCGACAUCUAGCGGCACUGCUUGCUAAUGCUAUGGUGGUUUAUGGGUGAUAGAGGUGUACAACCAAGACAAGGCUCGCAAUGCCAACCCCGACGAGAAACCAACUGCCGCCGCAGUGGACUUGCAUGCUCCCGCGGAGAAGAAGAAAAAGAACGGCUGCUGUUAAGACGUUCUGGAUGAACCACCUUGUUUGCAUACUUCGCAGUAACGUUAUUAUAAUAUUGCCAAGUCGAUUCGAAA
Aphanomyces astaci is the source of this 912-nucleotide messenger RNA. RefSeq lists its product as hypothetical. Lineage: Eukaryota; Oomycota; Saprolegniomycetes; Saprolegniales; Verrucalvaceae. Gene Ontology annotation, cellular component: endosome. The transcript has 5 exons. The record is from RefSeq and is a predicted model, not a curated record. The coding region runs from base 92 to 700 and encodes 202 amino acids. Gene Ontology annotation, molecular function: GTP binding; GTPase activity.